Molecule: messenger RNA, 1261 nt
Organism: Trematomus bernacchii (emerald rockcod)
Lineage: Eukaryota; Metazoa; Chordata; Actinopteri; Perciformes; Nototheniidae
Product: transcription factor HES-7-like
Exons: 3
Coding region: 61-711 (216 amino acids)
Biological process (GO): anterior/posterior pattern specification; regulation of neurogenesis; regulation of transcription by RNA polymerase II
Cellular component (GO): nucleus
Molecular function (GO): protein dimerization activity; DNA-binding transcription factor activity, RNA polymerase II-specific; RNA polymerase II cis-regulatory region sequence-specific DNA binding
Source: RefSeq, a predicted model, not a curated record
ACAUUGAGCUCUGACCGACACCGAUUCCACUGCUGUUACAAGAUCUUCGAAUAACCUAUCAUGAAAUUGAUUCACGAAUCAGAGGACGCGAAGUUCGACAGAAAGAAUCUCAAACCUCAGGUUGAAAGACGUAGAAGAGAGAGAAUGAACCGCAGUCUGGAGAGCCUGAAGACACUUUUACUGCAGCAACAGGAAGCUUCUCAGCGCAGAGUGGAGAAAGCUGAGAUACUCGAGCACACUGUGCUCUUCCUGCAGAGAACUGCUGAAGAAGACAACACGAGAGUUGGAGAUGCUGCUGGAGCCCAGAAACACUCCUACCAGGACGGGUUCUCCACCUGCCUACAGAGAGCGUCUCGUUUCCUCGGACCUGAUGGGCAAGGCCUGUGGCUCGGAGCAGCACUGGAUGCAUCUCUUGCUGCUCGCGUUUCCAGUUUAGACUCUCAUUCUGCAGGCGUCCAUAGAAGAACCGGAGUCUACUCCUCGUCCAGCUCUCUCAGGAACUCCUCCACGUAUAUUCUACGGAUGCUGAUACACAGGUCCGGGCACAAGCUGCGCACACCUGCCCCCUCUGUGCUCAGUUGUGUUCAGACCCUCGGAGAAUCACAUCGCUCUGCCACAACUCCCCACCAGCCCCGCAAAGUGGCGAGUCCAGCGAGCAAACAGAGCCCGUCUCAGAGCAUCACAGCCGGCCUGUGGAGGCCCUGGCCCUGAUCCAGAAGCAGUGACUCCAAAAACUGAACUUUUAAUGACUCUUAACAGGCCGGUUAUUAUUUAUAAAAGAACAUGUGUUGUUAAUUCGAUUUCAAGGAAGUCUUCAGUGCAAUAUAUCCAACACGAAAUCCUACAUUCUGUUAAGUCUGGCAAUAUGUAAAUACUGUAAAUGUAUUUUGAUGUAUUUUGAUCACACCAAGUGCUGCUAUAGUCUUUAAAGGCUAACUAUGUCACAUUGAUACGUAUUUUUGCACCUUAAUUUAUAUUUAUUUGUCAUUUGCGAAUAAACGAAAGGAAAAAUAAUUGAACAAUGCUAUGUGUUAAUUGAUGUUGCUGGCGCGUGCCCUGAGGAACAUAAGCAUAAGUGUGGACUGGUGCUGCCAUACGUGAGGAUGAGAGGCGCCAUGCAGUGACGUUUCACACAAUGUAACAAGUUGAAUCCUUUGAAGAUCUUUGAUAUGCAUACACGUGGUCAAACAUUAGAAAAAUGAAAUGCAUACAUGUAAGAUAAUAAGCCUUCAAUUAGAAGUAUGUUAGAUACUCAUAUUUA